ACAUAGACUUUAGAAAUGAGUUUUACUAACAAAGUUGUUUUAGUUACGGGCAGCAGCUCUGGUAUUGGUGCAGUUAUCGCUUUAACGUUUGCAAAGGAAGGUGCUAAGGUUGCCAUUGUCGGAAGGAACGCGGACAAACUUGCUAAAGUUGCAGGUUCGUUUGAUAAUAAUCCUCCCCUGGUCUUACAAGCGGAUCUCACCGACGAUGCGCAAGUUGCUAAUUUGGUGCAGAAGACCAUCGACCACUUCGGUAAACUAGAUGUCCUUGUGAACAACGCAGGAGUUGCUCCCCUCGGCAGCAUACUCCAAGGAAAUCUCCUUGAAAUGUUCGAUCAGACUAUAUCAAUCAACUUACGAGCAGUACUUCAUCUUACCACCCUAGCAGCUCCACAUCUGAUCAAGACUAAAGGCAGCAUCGUCAAUAUAUCUGGGGUUUGGGGUAUGGGAACUCCGAAGAUUUCAAGUGCAGCCCCUGCUUCUAUUAGCAAAGCCGGCUUGAACCAUUUUACAAAGAUCGCUGCGCUCGAACUGGCUCCGUAUGGAGUAAGGGUCAACGCUAUAAGUCCAGGGCCAGUAAGGACUGAUAUCAUUGAGGGAUCGGAGUACUCCUGGGAGUUUUUUGAAGCUAUGACCGCAUUGAAGAAACUGUCGUGCAAAGAUGAGAUUGCAGAUCUGAUAUUGUUCCUAGCAAGUGAUAAGGGAAGGAGUAUCACUGGCUCCAACUACGUUAUUGAUAACGGCAUGCUGUUAUUGUGAAGACGUUUAAAGGCUCAUUUUAAAUCGUAAUUUUAAUUGGAGAAUAAAUUAUAAUAUAGGUAAAUUAAAAAUUACAAUAUAAAAUUUGUUUUUAAAUUA
Manduca sexta (tobacco hornworm) is the source of this 855-nucleotide messenger RNA. Its product is annotated as 3-oxoacyl-[acyl-carrier-protein] reductase FabG-like. The coding region runs from base 16 to 756 and encodes 246 amino acids. The record is from RefSeq and is a predicted model, not a curated record. NCBI's taxonomy places the organism in Eukaryota, Metazoa, Arthropoda, Insecta, Lepidoptera, Sphingidae. The transcript has a single exon.